GUUAACAAGACCAAUGCGAGGCUCAUCUCACACUUCAACCUCACCACCCAGCACCACAGCCAUGCGCCGCUAGUCAGCCAACACGCUGCCCUUCCCAUGCCCUACAUAACUCCAAUCCUGCGCAACCUUUUUAGGUCGUCCAGGCUCAGGUUCACGACCAAAUCCACGCCACCGUCGCCGCCAUCAGGACCACCACCCCCUUCCAACCCCUCCCUACCCGUACCACCAGAUAAUGGCCAUCCCAGGGACGCCCCUUCCUGGCUAGGCCACCCCUUCCGCGUGGCGCUGCACACGCUCAAGUUUAUUGCCUUCGCCCACCUCAUCUGGGAAUACGGCAUCUCCAUGUCGCCGGCCUCGGGCCCGUCCAUGCUGCCGACCUUCGAAGUACUGGGCGAGUGGCUGCUGGUCUCGAAGCUGCACCGUUUCGGUCGGGGGAUUACGGUUGGCGACGUGGUGGCGUACAACAUCCCCAUCAACGAGGAGGUUGGCGUGAAGAGGGUGCUGGGCUUGCCCGGAGACUACGUGCUGAUGGAUACGCCUGGGGAAGGAGGAGGGGCGAUGGCGAUGGGGACCGGGGGCGGGAACAUGAUCCAGGUGCCACAAGGUCAUUGCUGGAUUGUGGGAGAUAACCUGGUUGCGUCCCGAGAUUCGAGGUACUUCGGUCCUGUGCCUCUAGCACUAAUCCGGGGCAAGGUCAUUGCGACGGUCCGGCCGUGGUCAGAAAUCAAGUGGAUUACCAACCCCUUGCGAAAAGCACACCGGCCAAUCGAGUAAUAGUUCGGGGACUGCUAUGUAUGUAAUAAACAGUUCAUCUGACAGCUUACGACCUUCGAGAACGUCUCCACAUACAGAUAGGUAUU
Messenger RNA from Chaetomium strumarium, 860 nucleotides. RefSeq names its product peptidase S24/S26A/S26B/S26C. Gene Ontology annotation, molecular function: serine-type endopeptidase activity. Bases 97 to 774 code for a protein of 225 amino acids. The transcript has 2 exons. The record is from RefSeq and is a predicted model, not a curated record. Gene Ontology annotation, cellular component: mitochondrial inner membrane peptidase complex; membrane. Lineage: Eukaryota; Fungi; Ascomycota; Sordariomycetes; Sordariales; Chaetomiaceae.